Molecule: messenger RNA, 3332 nt
Organism: Brassica oleracea var. oleracea
Lineage: Eukaryota; Viridiplantae; Streptophyta; Magnoliopsida; Brassicales; Brassicaceae
Product: histidine kinase CKI1
Exons: 6
Coding region: 2-3304 (1100 amino acids)
Biological process (GO): phosphorelay signal transduction system; phosphorylation
Cellular component (GO): nucleus
Molecular function (GO): phosphorelay sensor kinase activity
Source: RefSeq, a predicted model, not a curated record
GAUGGUGAAAGUUACAAAGUUUGUUUCUUCUCGUCCAUUAGUCAGCCUCAUCCUCCUGGUUGUUUUCGGAACCAUACCCAUCAUGAUAUGGUGCAUAGCAACGAAGAACAUAAGAAACAACGUCGAUUCACUCACUGAAGAUAUUCGGUCAGGUCUAGUUUCUGAAAUCGAAAACAUCGGAAGAUUCAUUUAUCCAAAGACGAACUCAUCUACAAUCAGUUUAGCAAGAGUGGUAGACUCUUUCAUCACCAACAACAACAAUAUACAUUUCACGGAGAUUCAAACACAGAUCGCACCAGUGUUGUUUCAUGCUUACUCAACGAUCCCUGAAGUCUCACAAGUGUCGUACAUUAGUACAGACGGUCUCUUGUUUUCUUACAUCACGGGAAUAAACACAAGCUUCGCGGUUUUUGCCAAUUCAAGUGGUGGAGACUACACUUGGUACACUCAAACCAUUGAUCAGAAAACCGGUCUUCUCAACGGCGAUGCAACGAGAUCUCAGCCGUUAGAUGUGACUAAUACAGAUUGGUUCCAUGCAGCACAGAGAGAUCACAUUACCUCCUUUGUGGGAACUGGUCUGGGAGGAGAAGAUAACGAGAGACUGUUUCAGACAGUGGUUAGCUUGGACAGCAAGAAAGGAGUUGUUUCGUUAGGGUUUCCGGUUAAAUCUCUUACCAGUGACUUGAACCGUUUGAAUCUUCGUGGUGGAGAGCUUUACAUGUGGACUAAGGACGGAACAGUACUUGUUUAUGAAAGUUCACUCAAUGUUUCUUCCUUCAUCCCCAGAGAUUGCAGUUCCGGUUGGGUGAAGGAGACCAAAGGAUCGAAAUUCGAAGCUUACUGCUCAGUUCUUGAAGUGUCUGGCGUCCCUCUGAGUUACACACUCAUGUCUCACAACAAAGGAAUAGGAACAAGCAUCAGUAAUGCGGCUAUGUAUAUGCUUAUUUUCAUGGCUAUUUAUGCCUUCUUCUGGCCUCUAGGGUUUGUUGUGUGCAUGGUGAGAGCAGCAAGAAGGGAGAUGGAUCUACGUUCAUCGCUGAUAAACCAAAUGGAAGCAACACAACAAGCUGAGAGGAAGAGCAUGAACAAGAGUCAAGCCUUUGCACAAGCUAGCCAUGACAUUAGAGGUUCCUUGGCCGGGAUCACCGGUCUGAUUGAUCUCUGCCGUCAAGAAGUUAAACCUGGCUCUGACGUUGACGCUAGUCUUCAGCAAAUGAAUGUAUGCACCAAGGAUCUCGUUGGUCUGCUUAACUCAGUCUUGGACAUGAGCAAAAUCGAAAGCGGGAAGAUGCUUCUAGAGGAAGAAGAGUUCAACCUAGCAAAGCUUCUCGAAGACGUGGUAGACUUCUUCCACCCUAUGGCCAUGAAGAAAAAGGUUGACGUGGUUUUGGAUCUUCACGACGGCUCAAUCUUGAAAUCCUCCAACGUGAGAGGAGACAGCGGCAAGCUCAAGCAAAUCCUGAACAAUCUCGUGAGCAAUGCGGUCAAGUUCACAGUGGACGGGCACAUUUCGAUCCGAGCUUGGGCCCAGAAGCCAGGGCCCAAGAGCUCCGUUGUCUUGGCAUCAGAACCCAAAGGAAGCGUAUCAAUGUUUUCAAAGCUCAUGUUGUGCAUGAGCAAAGACCAGUCUUCAUCAUCAGCCUAUGAGAAUGAGAUAUCUAACUCGAUAAGAAACAACGCGAACACUAUGGAGUUUGUGUUUGAGGUGGACGAUACGGGGAAAGGGAUACCUGUGGAGAUGCGUAAGUCUGUGUUUGAGAACUACGUUCAGGUGAGAGAAACAGCUCGAGGACAGCAAGGCACUGGACUAGGUUUAGGGAUUGUGCAGUCUCUGGUGAGGUUAAUGGGAGGAGAGAUAAGAAUCACUGAGAAGGCGAUGGGAGAGAAGGGAACUUGUUUCCAGUUCAAUGUUUUGUUGACAACCUCAGAGACUGACGUGAACGCGAGAGAGGAGGACAUUGAAUCAGUAGCAGGAGGAGAUUACGUGGCAUCCACGCCAAACCUCGGCUUGACGAUAAACACUUCUUCGGGAGGUAGUAUGAACAUACGUCACCACCUGAGUCCUAGGUUCAACAACUGUCUCAGCUCCAGUCCAAAGCAAGAAGCUUCACGAGUGGUUCUCCUUUUAAAAGACGAAGAACGGAGCAGAGUCACGGAGAAGAGCAUAAAGAUACUUGGGAUCAAAGUCACUGUGGUUGAAAAAUGGGAGAAUCUGAGUAACGCCUUGGAGAGACUCUUUGGGUUUUCGCCACAGAGCUCCAUGGAGUCUAGUUUGAGAAACGAGUUAUCAAGCACGAGCUCGAGGGAGUUGCCUUUGAUCGGAACGGAUGGUGUUGAUUCAAGAAGUCAAAUUCCUCGAAGGAGAAGCGCCAGCUUCUCAGCGUUCGUUCUUCUGAUGAUUGAUGCAAACGCUGGACCGUUUCCUGAGAUGAGUGAUAUUGUUGAGCAGUUUCGUAGAGGCUUGCACCAUGGCAUAGUCUGUAAAGUUGUUUGGCUUAACGAGCCUACCGGCCGUGGAAGUGAGAGAGGGGACGUUUGUUGUCUGAAGCCUUUGCACGGAUCUCGUCUUAACCGAGUGCUGAAGAUGUUGCCUGAGCUUGGAGGAAUCGUUCCAAGAGAGUCGCUGCUGAGGCAUACUCUUGUUGCGACAUCACCAAAGGGUACUACGAGUUGUGAGAUCCAAGAGGUAGAAGAAGAAGAAGAACAGAGCUUAAGGUUUAACAAAAAAAUAGGCAAGACAAUAAUGGGACCAACAGCUUCAGAGAGGGAGACUUGGGCCAAGUCAGUACGUACUGUUCCAAAGCCUGUUGGGAACUCGGAGGACGAGCGAGUAACAUCCAAUGCGAGCUGUGAUGAACUCUUGAAAGGAAAAAGAGUUAUGGUUGUUGAUGACAAUCGAAUAACAUCUUCUGUUGCAACAAGAAAGCUGAAGAAGAUGGGAGUGUCAGAGGUCAGACAAUGCGACAACGGGAACGAAGCUGUGAGAUUAGUUAGUGAAUGGCUUACACAACAAGGUUCAGUAGUAGAUGUGCUUCCGUUUGACUACAUAUUCAUGGACUGCCAGAUGCCAGUGAUGGAUGGAUAUGAAACAACCAGAGAGAUUAGGAAAGUGGAGAGAAACUAUGGUGUGCAUAUACCAAUUAUAGCUGUAUCUGGUCAUAGACCUGGCUCAACGGAAGCAAAAGAUACCAUAAAAGCUGGAAUGGACGCCUUCUUAGAGAAAGACAUGAAUCAGGACCAACUUGGGAAGAUCAUCAGAGAAAUCGAAAGCAAGAGGACUGUCCAUGCAACAACUGUUCAGUAGAUUUUAUAACUAGAUAGGCUGACAUGUU